Onychostoma macrolepis is the source of this 1360-nucleotide messenger RNA. RefSeq lists its product as uncharacterized. NCBI's taxonomy places the organism in Eukaryota, Metazoa, Chordata, Actinopteri, Cypriniformes, Cyprinidae. Gene Ontology annotation, molecular function: catalytic activity. The coding region runs from base 363 to 1295 and encodes 310 amino acids. The transcript has a single exon. The record is from RefSeq and is a predicted model, not a curated record.
GACAGAGCUCCCCCCCAAGGAGCGACUUCCAGAUGCUCCUAAGAGAUGGUGUUCAUCCCUCCUGGGGUGGUGCCGCUCUUCUCUCUAGAAAUAUGGCACAUAGUCUUAGAGUUUGUACUUGACUAACUGGAGCCCAGGUCAGGAAGCAGACAGACUGGCUAAACCGAUCGUCUGCUAGCCGCCUCACGCCACCAAAGUCAGUUAACUCUCAGCACAUAGAAACUUUUUCACCUAGAUAUCACUCUAUAGAGACUGUGUCUGUUCCCCGAACUAGAAAAUACAGAAAACAUCCAAACCAAAGUAAUAGUAACAAUUUAAUUGAUGUUCAACAAAUAAAAAAACGAUAUAAUACAGAUAAACACAUGAUAAAGCUUGGCUUAUUAAAUAUUAGAUCCCUUUCUUCAAAAGCACUUUUUGUAAAUGAUAUGUUCACUGACCAUAAACUAGAUGUGCUUUGUCUGACAGAAACCUGGCUAAAACAAGAUGAUUACAUUACUUUAAACGAGUCUACACCCCAAGAUUACUGUUACAAGCAUGAACCGCGUCCAAAAGGUAAAGGGGGAGGUGUUGCUACAAUUUAUAGAAAUAUUUUCAGUAUCUCUCAGAGGUUGGGUUUCAAGUAUAAUUCGUUCGAAGUAAUGGUGCUUCAUAUAACGUUAUCCAAAGAAACAAGUGUUAAUGAUAAAUCCCCUGUGAUGUUUGUACUGGCUACUGUAUACAGGCCACCAGGGCACCAUACAGACUUUAUUAAAGAAUUUUCUGAUCUUCUAUCGGAGUUAGUGCUGACUGCAGAUAAAGUCCUAAUCGUUGGUGAUUUUAAUAUCCAUGUUGAUAAUGAUAGAGAUUCGUUGGGAUCAGCAUUUAUAGACAUUCUAAACUCAAUUGGUGUUAAACAACACGUGUCAGGACCUACUCAUUGUCGAAAUCAUACUCUAGAUUUAAUACUGUCACAUGGAAUUGAUGUCAGUGGCGUUGAAAUUUUGCAGCAGAGCGAUGAUAUCUCAGAUCAUUAUCUAGUCUCCUGUAUAUUCCAUAUAGCUAAAGCUGUAAAGCCAACUUCUUGUUACAAAUAUGGUAGAACCAUUACCUCUACCACAAAAGACUGCUUUAUAAAUAAUCUUCCUGACUUAUCUCAGUUCCUCAGCAUAUCCAAUAGCUCAGAACAACUUGAUGAUGUAACAGGAACUAUGGACUCUCUCUUUUCUAGCACUUUAGAUGCGGUUGCUCCUUUACGCUUAAGGAAGAUUAAGGAUAAGAGUCCAACACCGUGGUAUAAUGAGCACACUCGCGCCUAAAGAGAGCAGCCCGGAAAAUGGAGCGCAGCUGGAGGAAAACUAAAUUAGAGGUAUUUCGUUUAGCU